AUGGAAGCUAAGGAAUUCAUUUUGCAGCAGGUAAAUGGAUCAAGGUGCAACAAUUAUAAUAGAUAUCUCGGGCUUCCUACUAUAGUGGGAAGAUUAAAAUAUAACACCUUCAGAAGUCUAAAGGAGAAGGUCUGGAAAAGAAUCAACAGCUGGAAAUCCAAGUUCCUAUCCUCAGUUGGGAAGGAAAUUCUCAUAAAGAGUGUGUUGCAAGCAAUACCAGCCUACUUUAUGAGUGUGUUCAAGAUGCUUGGAUUGCUACUAAAAGAGAUUGAAGCACUUAUAGCUAGAUUUUGGUGGAACCAAAAAGAGGUGGGGAAGGGCAUCCAUUGGAAAAGCUGGAAACAUAUGGGGGAAGUUAAAAACCAAGAACGACUAGGGUUCAGGGACCUCAGUAGCUUCAACAAAGCCCUCUUAGCAAAGCAACUACGGAGAACGAUAAAAGAACCACUGUCAUUAGUCUUGAGGGUUUUCAAACAAAAAUGCUUUCAGCAUUGUGAUGUGAUGGAGGCAGAGUUAAAAGGAUCUCCCUUGUACAUAUGGAGAAGCCUAUGGUCAAGUAUGGAUUUGGUGAAGGAAGGGUUAGUAUGGAGGGUGGGAAAUGGGAGAGACAUAAAAAUAUGGAAGGAAAAAUGGUUGUCUAGACCAGUAACCUUUCAGGUUCAGACCCACAUCAAUAGUCUAGAUCCAGAUUGCAAGGUGGAUGCCUUAAUUAAUGUAGAUACUUGA
Carya illinoinensis is the source of this 726-nucleotide messenger RNA. RefSeq lists its product as uncharacterized. Bases 1 to 726 code for a protein of 241 amino acids. NCBI's taxonomy places the organism in Eukaryota, Viridiplantae, Streptophyta, Magnoliopsida, Fagales, Juglandaceae. The transcript has a single exon. The record is from RefSeq and is a predicted model, not a curated record.